AUGAAUUAUCCAAAAGAGUUCUUUUCCCCUCUUCUUUAUUUCCCGAUCUUCUUCUUCAUCUCCGAUCACCGCUUCCCGCCGCCUCACACCGUCCCACCACCACCAUUCCCGCGGCCUUCCACUGCUUUCUGCGCCACCGCCCUUGUCCCACCGCCGCUGCCAUCUCCGCUGCUUGCACCACCGCGCCGCGCGCCGCUCACGCCUCCUCCGUGCCGCCGCUUGCCGCUGCUCGUUACUGCCGCACCGCCGCCGCCGCCGGGUUGCUCUCACCGCCGCGCCGCCGCGUUGCCGUCGCCGCCGUCGACUGCUGCACCGCCACUGUCAGCUCUGACAGCCUUCACUGCCGGCCGCCCCAAUCGUCCUGCAUCAAUUUUGGCCGCUGCUAGUUACUGCCGCACCGCCGCCGCCCCGCCGCGCCGCCGCCGGGUUGCUCACCGCCGCGCCGCCGCGUUGCCGUCGCUGCCGUCGACUGCUGCACCGCCACUGUCAGCUCUGGUAUCAACUCUGUUUCUCCUCCCCGCCGGUUAAACCUGUUCAU
This is a messenger RNA of Phoenix dactylifera (date palm), 538 nucleotides long. The record is from RefSeq and is a predicted model, not a curated record. NCBI's taxonomy places the organism in Eukaryota, Viridiplantae, Streptophyta, Magnoliopsida, Arecales, Arecaceae.